Molecule: messenger RNA, 2893 nt
Organism: Neodiprion virginianus
Lineage: Eukaryota; Metazoa; Arthropoda; Insecta; Hymenoptera; Diprionidae
Product: pro-epidermal growth factor-like
Exons: 8
Coding region: 1392-2540 (382 amino acids)
Biological process (GO): epidermal growth factor receptor signaling pathway
Molecular function (GO): epidermal growth factor receptor binding; receptor ligand activity
Source: RefSeq, a predicted model, not a curated record
CAACAACAAUACAACGACCGUGUACCUGAACGAUGUGAACCGUGAUGUACGAUCGCUGAGGAGGACGACGACGACGACGAGAAGAAGAAGAAAGUGGCUCGGGAGUACGUAAUAUAAUAAGCUCGAAACACUGAGAGACACGGCGACGUUAACGAAGUAAAUAGUAUAACAGGAGGAGUCGGUCUCUGACCGAACUAGUGAAGUGCAACACUUUGGAAAACUCUCUCUCUCUCUCUCUCUCUCUCUUGGUACGGUAAACAAACGUGGAAAUAAUAAACAGAUACCGCGAGACCGUGGUUAUAACAGUGACUUGCUCUCCGCUCACCGUGUGCAACGCGCUCACAUGUCGUCGUCAAAGGUGCGAUGCGGCGAAUCCUGAGUUUGAGGUAAAAGGUGCGGGUUAAAUGGUAAUGGCGCUUGUCCCACAAACAAGAACGACCCUCCUCCGCGCAUCGGAUCAACAUAUUAUUCGGCGUUAGUUUAUCCGCGAGGAAAGUGUCGCGCGAGGCGAAGGCUCAUUGGCGUUUGUUUCACCGGGGCCAACCGGCCCCCACCCCUCCCCCUCAUCCAUCCAUCCAUCCAUCCCGCCCACCCACCCUGCCAGCCGGCGCGAUAAAAGAUAGAAAUAAGUGAAAUUCAAAGUUUGAUAUCCCCGACUUGGCACGCGCUGAGAGAUAAAUAGCGACGAAGCUGAAAUUUUCGAUUCGAGGAUAGAAACGGAUGAUUUGUUCCGGUGGUCAGUGUGACAGGAUAAUAAAAAAGGGGCGGAUUAUAAUCGCGGUGUCUUCUUCCUCGGUUACUUACUUGCUUCCUUCCUCCCUUUCAGUCUGUCUGUCCGUCCGUCCGUCCGUCCGUCCGUUCUUCCGCCUCUCUCCCUCAGUCGACACACACACACACGCGUGCACAAACACACACUUGGGAGCUACAACUCGUCGCUCGGCUCCUCCACUUCCUUCCUGUGUUGUACACCUACCUUCCUCUCUUCUCUCCGCCUCUCGAGAGCUGUUAAUAAUCCUCUCGGCGCCACAUGCAUAAAUCGAGAAAAUAACAAUACACAUAUUUAUUCAAUCACCGUCGUCGUUCCGUCGCCGACGACGCUAAGUUUGUCUUCCCCGCUCGGUGCACAAGACGAGAAGAAGAAGAAAGUGAGGAUAAAAGGACGAGAGAGGGUGUCCGAAGACUUUUAAAUCUAAAUCUUCAGUCAACGACGUAUCCCACCAACGAACCAACCAACCAACGAACCUACCUACAACCUACACACGGAAGCAUACGUCGUGUGGCUGGGCAGCAGCAACGGCAGAACUCUCGAUACUCGCACCACGCGAGUAUAUAUCCACACUGUGCGUGCAUCGGCAGCAGCAGCAACAGCAGCCCAAGUCUCUCUCUCGGGCAUGUUGUCCGAGGAAAAGUCGAUGGCAAUCAAGAGAGGAAACCUCCUCGUCGAGCCCGCCGUCGCCGCCGCCGCCGUCGGAUCGGGACGUCCGUCAAUCACCGCCGGCACGAACCGAUUCCUCGCCAGACUUUCAGGGAGGCGACGGCACGUGCGGAAGACAUCGGGAGGAACACCCGCCGCCGGCAACGAAGUGGAGGUGGAGGUGGCGAAGGAUGAGGAGGAGGAGGAGGAUGAGGGGGAUGACGAUGAGGAGGAGGAGGAGGAGGAGGAGGAGGGAGAGAGGCGCGCAGCCUGCUGCGGCAGCAACGGCACCCUGGUGCACCAGGAGCAGCGAGGAUCGAGGGGCGAGGAUGCGGAGCGAGGGAGAAACACGAGGACGACCACCCUUACUAAUUCUACGAGCCUUAAACCCAGGCACGACGUCAGAGAUGACCGCGAUGCCUGCAACGAAACCAACGCCUCUUUUUCAUCGAGGACGAGAGGAGUUACCUGUCGGAUACCAACCUAUGUUGCUACCUUCGUACUUAUCGUCAGCUACUCGCUGUUCGGUAUCGCAGAUGCAUGCUCGUCACGGUCUACGCCAAAGCCACGACCACCGACGCCGACGCCUCGACCCAAUAUCACAUUCCACAUGUACAAGUGUCCGGAUGACUACGCGCAAUGGUAUUGUCUGAACGGAGCUACUUGUUUCACCGUUAAAAUCGCCGAUUCGGUUCUCUACAAUUGUUUAUGUGCGAACGGAUAUGUCGGGGAAAGAUGCGAGUUCAAGGAUCUGGAUGGUUCCUAUUUACCUUCGCGGCAACGUGUGAUGUUGGAAACUGCGAGCAUAGCGGGAGGCGCCACCAUAGCAGUAUUUUUGGUUGUUAUUAUUUGCAUAGCUACGUACAUCCACUGUAAACGUAAACAAAAAGAGCUGCGCACCAGCAGUAACUGUGUGGACACCGUCGACGGACCGGGUCGGGAUCCGGAGCUCAGGCCUUUCAGUAACCAUGGUCGAUCCCUCAGGAUUUUCAUGGCGAAAAAUUCCAAUCACAUUAACGGGAGUCCUUCCAUAGAACAAACUAAAAUGCCGGAAUGGAAUUACUUGUCAACCGAAUCGACGAGAAUGGCAUCGAUAAGCGAAGGGAAACGGUCAAACAAUCAGUAAGGGAAAUUUAAAAAGAAAAACUGAAAAGUUUCUUCCGGCGCUUAGUUAUAAAGCUGCCUUACGAUAAACUCUGUGAAGAAAACCAAAAAGUGCUACGACUGCUGCAACACUCACUUCUCGUGUUUGUUUCCUCCGCAUCUCUACGUUGCUGACUUUUACAGAUCAGAACAUAGACUGUCCCUUCGAUAUGCAAUCAGCGGACGACCAAAACAAUAAUCAUACGCGCGCAUGCUCUAAUCAGUGACCAAAUAAUUGUUAAUUAUAAUAAUUAUAUCGAAGCGCGCAGAGGUUUCUUUUUUUCUACUUCUGUAUCGAGAGUGUUAGUCCGGAACAAAAAAAAAAAAAAAAGUGAU